CAGGAUGAGGCAGGGGCCUGCUCCUAUCAGUCUCCCCAAGUCAGCCCUCUCCAUGCCCCUGAGGGCCCAUGGCUUCCUGAACCCUUGGCCCACAGUGUCCAGAAAGGGAGUGGAUUUAGGGGCUGGGGACAAGCCCUCUAGGCGACACCUCUGCCCAAAUCUUUCCAUGCCCGUCUGCCCAACCCCCAGCCAGUGCCCUCCUGCCCAGCAGAUGCCAGGAAAAUCUGUGCCCAGGAAGGGCAGUCUGGCACCUGAGGGCCUGCCUGACUAGCUCUUCUCAGCAGCAGGAACAGGGCAGGGACGUCACCUUGUGCCAGAGACGGCCCCAGCAGUGCCAUCCACCUCCCGGGCCGAGGGGGACCCCAGGAUGCUCUGCCCAGGUGAGUGUUCCUCUGGCUCCACAGCCGGCAGUGAGGGAGGGGAAGGCUGUCCUUGUUGGGGCUCCCCAGGACCACCCCCCACACUCCACGAGUCCCUAAGAAUCUGUGACAUUUUCCACUGGACUGUCUCGCCCUCUGUCUGUGGUGCAUGUGUCAGUGGUUUGGGGAGGGGAGCCGAAGGGAUGGUGGAGAAGCUGGAGGUGAAGUCUGGGGAUGAGGGGAGCCAGGAGGGGCUGUAGUCUGGGGAGCAGGACUCCUGGAUGCCAAGCAAACUUUUUAUUAGACUUGUGGAAUCACAGAGGCGCCUGUGAUAGUUUCCUUUGAACAUCUUGGAUUCUAAAAGACUUUUGGAAUGAGCUCAGAGAGGGCUAGCAACUCAUCUUGGGUAACACACAGCAAGUUGGCAGAGCUGGGACUCAAAACCCACCAGGACUUGUGGAUGCUGCCCUUGGCCACCUCUCCUUCCCUCUCCACAUGCAGUUUGGUCCCUCUGGAUUUAAGGGGCAGGGGGCAGACUCUGGACAGCACCUCCCAGGGCCUCCUUCCCUUUCUGUCCUUUCUCCAGACACCAUGCCCAGGGCUAAGCAACCCCUGUCAGGUAUCAGAGAAGCUACAAGCUCCUCGGUCCCUGGGAAGCUAUGGUUGGUCUUUGCCUUACAGAUCACAGAGAACAGGGCCCCCUUUGCUCUCAGUGUCUAACCAUAGUCCCUCAUGCUGUAGUCAAAGCCCAACCUCUUCCUGAAAAGCAAGGUCAACAGCUGACUGCAUGCCAGUGUCCUCGCAGUGCCCACCUUGAGGUGUCCUGGCUGGAAGGACCUUGCCAGAUAGGAACAGGCAGCCCUCACUGAGUCAGGCGCUGUUCUAAGGCCUUCCAUGCAUCUCACCAAAUGGGCACCACACUCCUACCAGGUGAAUUUAAUUUUACAGGUUGGAAAAAUGAAGCAUAGAAUGUUGAAGUAACUUGCCCAAGGACACGCUGCCAGAAAAAGCUAGAGCCGAGAUUCGAACCUGUAGCCUGCCUCCAGGGCCCUGAGCCCUUAAAUGUCCUCCCACCUUGCCUCUAAUUCCUAGGAAGUCUCCACUAGAGGUCAUUGUGUCCAAUCCUCUGCAUCUAGGUGUCUGCGCAGGCCAAACUGUUCACAGAUGAGAAUUAAUCUCUUUUUUAAAGGCACCUGCUCCGGGGUAGAAUUCCCUCUGGGGGUAAUCAGACAUUUAUUUAUUCAUAGCCUUCUGGCUGGGAGAAGAGGCCCUCCCACCCAGGACUCACCAGGGUCCAGCUGCCUCAUUGCCCCUCUCUCCUUCCCACUGCAGCAUAAUCAGAAGUGAACCAGCCUUGCCUCGUGUCUCGGCUCCACGGCCUCCAAGCUGUGUGGCCCUGGACAAUUGACUCAACUUCUCUGAGCCUCUGUUUAUCAACUGUAAACCGGUGUUAAUUAUACACCUGCUUUGUGAGGUUGAUGAGCAUUAAAUGAUAAAAGGGGAUGAGGGCCAGAAAGGGGUUAGCGAUCACAGUGUCUGGCACCUAGGAAGUGCCCAGAACUAAACGGUAAAUACUUUUCACCAUCAUCAUUAUCAUUAUUACUGAAACCCUCCUGCCUGCAAGAUCAGAACAUCCUGCUUUCAGCCUUAUAGUUUAGCCUCCUUAUUACAAAUAGGGAAACUGAGGCCCAGAGUGGAGAAGGACUUCCUCAGGGUCACUUAACAAAUCGGUGGCGGAGCAGGAAGCAGCUCUCAGGCCCCCUGAUUCCCCACUGGAUUCCCCCACUCUUCUCCUUUGCUCCCUUCCCACUUCCGCUUCUCCUCUGGUGUGCCCCGGGUCUGGGGCCCGGGUACCCAGUCCUGCCCAGGCAGAGUCCAGGAGAGAAGUCAGCCGUGGUUGGAGGAACAGGCCCAGAGGCCGGCGCGUUCUCAGCCCUGGCUCUUUGUCUGCUGCUUUGUGAUGGAAUCCUCGCACACUCUCGCAGAUGGGUGGUGUUAUCAGCCCGAUGUCACCUAUGAGGACCUGAGGGCGGGAGGAGCACUGCCGGUGCUGGCGACGGAGGCGAGGACGACGACACGCGGGGGAUGCCAGGCUCGGACCGCGGCGGGACAGCGCGCGCAGGUGUGCCACAGACCACAACGUGGACAACACCACAGAGAUGCUGCAGGAGUGGCUGGCCGCUGUGGGCGAUGACUAUGCGACUGUAGUCUGGAGGCCCGAAGGGGAGUCCAGGUCCUACCCAGAUGAAGAGGGUCCCAAGCACUGGACCAAAGAAAGGCACCAGUUUCUGAUGGAGUUGAAGCAGGAAGCCCUGACUUUUGCCAGGAACUGGGAGGCUGACUAUAUCCUGUUUGCAGAUACAGACAACAUUCUGACCAACAAUCAGACACUGAGGCUUCUGAUCGAGAAGGGGCUGCCCGUGGUGGCCCCAAUGCUGGACUCCCAGACCUAUUACUCCAAUUUCUGGUGCGGGAUCACCCCCCAGGGCUACUACCGCCGCACAGCGGAGUACUUCCCCACCAAGAACCGCCAGCGCCGGGGCUGCUUCCGUGUCCCCAUGGUCCAUUCCACAUUCCUGAUAUCCCUGCGGGCUGAGGGGGCAGCCCAGCUCGCCUUCUACCCUCCUCACCCCAACUACACCUGGCCCUUCGAUGACAUCAUUGUCUUCGCCUACGCCUGUCAGGCUGCUGGGGUCUCGGUCCACGUGUGCAACCAGCACCGCUACGGGUACAUGAACGUGGCCGUGAAAUCCUACCAGGGGCUAGAGGACGAGAGGGUCAACUUCAUCCACCUGAUCUUGGAAGCACUAGUGGACGGGCCCCCCAUGUGGGCCUCGGCUCAUGUGUCCCGGCCCCCAAAGAGGCCCAGCAAGAUGGGGUUUGAUGAGGUCUUUGUCAUCAGCCUGGCCCGCCGGCCCGACCGCCGUGAGCGCAUGCUGAGCUCGCUCUGGGAGAUGGAGAUCUCCGGGCGGGUGGUGGAUGCUGUGGAUGGCCGGACACUCAACAGCAGUAUCUUGAGGAGCCUUGGCGUGGACCUGCUCCCUGGCUACCAGGACCCCUACUCAGGCCGCACGCUGACCAAGGGCGAGGUGGGCUGCUUCCUCAGCCACUACUCCAUCUGGGAGGAGGUGGUUGCCAGGGGCCUGGCCCAGGUCCUGGUGUUUGAGGACGACGUGCGCUUUGAGAGCAACUUCAGGGGGCGACUGGAGCAGCUGAUGGAGGAAGUGGAGGCAGAGAAACUCCCAUGGGACCUGAUCUACCUCGGCCGGAAGCAGGUGAACCCUGAGGAGGAGGCGGUUGUGGAGGGGCUGCCACACCUAGUGGUGGCCGGGUACUCCUACUGGACACUGGCAUACGUCCUGAGCCUGGCGGGUGCCCGCAAGCUGCUGGCCUCCCAGCCCCUACGCCGAAUGCUGCCCGUGGACGAGUUCCUGCCCAUCAUGUUUGACCAGCACCCCAACGAGCAGUAUAAGGCACACUUCUGGCCACGGGACCUGCGGGCCUUCUCAGCCCGGCCCCUGCUUGCCGCCCCCACCCACUAUGCGGGGGAUGCCGAGUGGCUCAGCGACACGGAGACAUCCUCACCCUGGGAUGAUGACAGCGGCCGCCUCAUCAGCUGGCGCGGCUCUCACAAGACCCUGCGUGACCCUCGCCUGGACCUGGCUGGCAGCAGUGGGCACAGCCUCCAUCCCCACCCCAGGGAUGAGCUCUAGGUCUAGGUGGUGACUCCAGAGGAGUGCCCAGGAGCAGGCCGCAGCUGUCCAGGGGGCAGAGUUGGAGAUCACUGGCAGAGGCUGCCACCAGCAGCCACAGACCCAGUAGAGACCUGGUUGCCACCUUAGGCAUGGCCACUCUGCCCUCUGGACCCAUCUUAUAUCGGGAGAAACCACUCAGAGAUGGGUCCCCUUCUCCAAAGGUCACGUGGUGAAAGGGCAGAGCUCACAGGCCCUCUUACCCUGCACGGCCUGACUCAGGGCCUGGGCGGAGGGGAGGAGGGGGCAGACAGGAGCCCUGCCCUCCCUGAGGACCCAGCUGCUGGGGCCCCUCUGCCCCCUUCUACCUCCACCUCAGCCCCCUCCCUGGCUUGACACCUGGGUCCCACCUUCCAGGGCCAACCUUCCUCCCUGGCCAGUGGGAAGUGCAGGGAGGUGGGAGGAGGACCCUUGCAGACCUGGUGCCCAGCACACAGUAGGCCCUCAAUAAAAGCCGGCUGGUAUUUGCACUUUA
Messenger RNA from Equus caballus (horse), 4586 nucleotides. The record is from RefSeq and is a predicted model, not a curated record. NCBI's taxonomy places the organism in Eukaryota, Metazoa, Chordata, Mammalia, Perissodactyla, Equidae.